CCAUAAUCCGCACACAAUUACGAGUAAAUGUAUUCAUUCCUUGCUCUUCUCACUUACUACAAUUGCCCAUUUUUUCCUUCUCUGAGAGAUUUGUGAUUAAUGAAGAUGACGGUCAGUUCAGAAAGCUUGCGAUAUUCGCCGUCACUGCCGCCCACACAGAAAGAGAACUGCAUGACUAAGCCGUUGUCUCUCUCGGGACCGACCCAGGCUGACAAUCGGAGGACCCAGGAAUUGAAGCAGUUUUUGGAAGAUGCCGGCCUUUAUGAGAGUGCAGAGGAGACUGCCAAGAGAGAACAUGUUCUUUCCCGCCUGAAACAGAUUUUGAAGGACUGGGUCAAAGGGGUUUCUCGCUCGAGAGGGUUCAGUAAUCACAUGGCUGAGGAUGCGAAUGCGGCUCUGUUCACUUUUGGUUCAUACCGGCUUGGGGUUCAUGGGCCUGGAUCAGAUAUUGAUGCACUUUGUGUUGGUCCUUCAUAUGUGAACCGGGAGGAAGACUUCUUUUUUGGGCUGUACAAUGUUCUUUCAGAGAUGGAAGAAGUCACUGAAUUGCAAGCAGUGCCAGAUGCUCAUGUACCAGUUAUGAAAUUGAAGUUCGAUAAUGUAUCAAUUGAUCUGCUGUUUGCUAGUAUUUCCUUACUGGUUGUGCCUGAUGAUUUGGACAUAUCCAAUGUGUCUGUGCUGUACAAUGUUGAUGAGCCAACUGCCCGAAGCCUAAAUGGGUGCAGGGUUGCUGAUCAAAUUCUCAAGCUUGUUCCAAACGUUGAAACUUUCAGGAUAACUCUGAGAUGUGUGAAGUUCUGGGCUAAGAAGCGUGGGAUUUAUUCAAAUGUGAUUGGGUUUCUUGGUGGAAUCAAUUGGGCUCUUCUCGUUGCUCGGGUUUGUCAGCUGUAUCCCAAUGCAUCUCCGAGUAUGCUUAUUUCUCGUUUCUUCCGCGUAUACACUCUUUGGAAAUGGACGAAUCCCGUUAUGCUUUGUGAGAUAGAGGAUUUUGGGCAUGGAUUUUCAGUAUGGGAUCCUCGUAAGAACCCCUUGGAUAGAACACAUCAGAUGGCAAUUAUAACCCCAGUCUACCCAUGCAUGAAUUCCAGCUACAAUGUCUCCGCAAGUACACUUCGGGUUCUGACAGAAGAGUUCCAGCGUGGUAACCGGAUAUCUGAGCAAAUUGAGCUAGAUAAAGUUCAUUGGAGUAAUUUGUUUGAGGCAUUCUUGUUCUUUGAAAACUAUAAGAGCUUUCUGCAAAUUGAUGUACUUGCAGCAAACAUGGAAGGGUUGCUUGUUUGGAAAGGCCGGGUUGGGUCCAGGAUCAGGCAGUUGAGUUCAAUGGUAGAACGAGACACAAAAGGGAAGUUACAAUGCCAUCCACAUCCCCAGGAGUACAUAGAUCCUCUUAAACAAUGCGCCCAUUGUUCCUUCUUUAUCGGGGUGCAGAAGAAACAAGGGGUGGUCAUCGAAGAGGCAGAGCAAUUCGAUCUCCGCGGCACAGUUGAUGAGUUUCAACAUAAGGCGGGAAUGUAUGCUUAUUGGCAACCAGGGAUGGAAAUAUGUGUAUCUCAUAUUCGCAGAAAGCAGAUCCCUCCUUAUGUAUUUGCAGAGAAGCAAUCCACAUCAGGUGAUAAGUGUUUGAAGAAGAGAAGGGAGCAUGGAGUUGCAGAGGAGGAGAACAAGAGUAGAAACAAAAGACAACAUGUUGGUUCCCAAAAGGCGGAUACAGUUUCUCCUGAAAUACUUGCCAGGCAAAGAAGUGGCAACAGAUUAUGUCAAGCUGGAGGAGAAUUAGCUUCAAGAGCAUUUUCAAGUAUGCUGGCCAUGAAAUGAAACAAUUUGAUGUUAUGAGAUUGAAGCAAUGUAGUGCUCUCUAAGUAAUCUGGAGUAUUAAAAGAAAGCUCUUUGGCUAAUGUGUGCAUAUCGCAUGCACCGGUGGAAGACGGAGAAUUGGAGGUUGCAAUGCUAAUUCACCCAAUGAAUAGUGCAAGGACUGAUUAUGCAGUGCUCGGAAGCUGCACUCAAUGAAUUCUCAUUUGUGGAUAGUUCAAUACCAAAUACACGAACUGCAACUUCCCUACAAACGAGUACAGUCUCAUUUACCAUCGCCCCUCUAAAUGAAGAGUAUCCCUGAGGGCCUGAGGGUCUUCUCUAUACCAAGGAAGCUUGAAUGCCCUAUGGUGCUUCCCAAAGGAAAUGAUCUUUGCUGGUUUUCAUGCAACUGGGAGAUUCACUAAAAAAUUGACAGAAUUUUCACUUGGCUAGGCAGGGAGUGGACACUUCAAAGUGAUGCUGUCAUAUGCUUCAGGGUUGCAUUCCGAUUAAGUUUACAUUAUAGCAUGCACCUAUAAUACCAAAGGGAGUGGAAAUUCAAGCACAGAGAAAUCAAGCAAUUUUGAGUGAGUAAAAAUUGUCAUUCUGGGCUUCUGGCUAUCACAUUAUACUUUCCAGGUAGAAGACAACACUUGAAAGAGCUGUUUUAAGGAUGAAAUAGAGGAGAGAUUAUUAAAGUGUUUCUACUAUUGUUUUAGUGGUUGACUGGUUGUCUUUGUGACUUUUUCUCUGAGCAUAUUGCUUCUGCUGGAGAUAUAUGGUGCUCAUAGUACGUGUAGGAUUUUAUCAAGUUCAAGAAUGAAGCAUUGAAUAUUCUCUAAUGUUUGCAAGUUUCACAC
Molecule: messenger RNA, 2654 nt
Organism: Cuscuta epithymum
Lineage: Eukaryota; Viridiplantae; Streptophyta; Magnoliopsida; Solanales; Convolvulaceae
Source: the annotation of a GenBank genome assembly